Messenger RNA from Zophobas morio, 3681 nucleotides. RefSeq names its product Patched-related (gene Ptr). The coding region runs from base 374 to 3529 and encodes 1051 amino acids. Gene Ontology annotation, cellular component: plasma membrane; cytoplasmic vesicle membrane. The transcript is spliced from 10 exons. The record is from RefSeq and is a predicted model, not a curated record. Lineage: Eukaryota; Metazoa; Arthropoda; Insecta; Coleoptera; Tenebrionidae.
AAAACGGCAAAUAGCAAAGGCCACAGCGUGGGCCUUCCCGAGAUACCUCGUUACCGCCACCGCUUCUGGUAAAUGCAAAGAGUAAGUAGCCGUAAUAAGGAAGGAUGUAUCAGGAUCGGCGUUAGCAUGGCAAGUGGGGCACAAACAGCGGUCGGUACAGAAAGUAAGCCCACUCAGUCCAUUGCGGGCUCUCAGAUACCGACGUGCAGACGGUCGAACCAGUUGUGAAAGACGGACACGGAAGUGCAGUGCGAGAAAAACCGACGAUAUGUUCGGAUGAAAGAAAACCGUGAAAAGUGACAAGUGGUUGCAGUGACAGUGCUUUCCCUGGGUUUUUUGGAUAAAAGCGCGAUUUUCAUUUUUUUAUAACAAGAUGGUCGGCCUUAAAAUCGUCGAUGAAAUCUUGAACAAAUCCUUCUAUAAGCUAGGUCUUCUGGUGGGCCGCCACCCCGGCUACUUUCUCAUCGUUCCGGUCCUGCUCACUCUGCUCGGCAUCACCGGCUUCCAGCGCAUCCACACCAACAUCGACCCCGAGUACCUCUUCAGCCCCAUCAACGGCGAGGGCAAGAUCGAGCGCUCCAUCGUGGAGAGCUUCUUCAAAGUGAACUACACUAGUAAAUUCAACGUCGCCAGAAUAACGAGAGCAGGUCGUUUUGGGAGAGUGAUCGUUACGUCGAAAGAUGGGAACAAAAAUCUGCUGCGGACGGUCGUGUGGAAGGAGCUGCGGCUGCUGGACGGGAUCAUCCAGAACAUGACCGUGUACCAUGAUGACGACUACUUCACGUACAAGGAUAUUUGCGCCAGGUGGAUGUCGGACUGCUUCCAGAACGAUAUCCUGAAUCUGGACUAUAUUAUGGAUGACGUCGAAACAGGCAAUCUUAACUUAACCUUCCCCUUGAUGUUCAACCCCGUGACGUGGGACGCCCACGCGUUCCCGGUGUUCUUCGGCGGCACCCAGGUCAGCGAAGACGGCCUCAUCAUCAGCGUGCCCUCCGUCCAACUGGUCUACUUCGGCAACGCCGACAGCAAAAAAUACGACGCUAUGGGGUCUGCAUGGGAGGACGCGUUCCUGGAUACGGUGGGCAAGGCGCAGGACGACGGACUUUUCGAACACAUUCGGAUCGCGCGGUUUGCGUCCAGGACUCUGGAUCACGAGCUGGAGAAGAACACGCGCUCGGUGAUUCCGUAUUUUACGUCGACGUUUGCGGUGAUGGCGAUUUUUUCAGUUGUGACGUGCAUGAUGACGGACUGGGUAAGGUCGAAACCUUGGCUGGGUCUCCUGGGGAACUUGAGUGCCGCAAUGGCAACUCUGUGUGCUUUCGGGGUCUGCAUCUACGCCGGAAUCGACUUCAUCGGGAUUAAUUUAGCAGCGCCCUUCUUAAUGAUUGGUAUAGGAAUCGACGACACCUUCGUCAUGCUGGCAGCUUGGCGGCGCACUUCCAUCAAAACCCCAGUCCCGGAGCGCAUGGCACAGAUGUUAAGCGAAGCCGCCGUCUCCAUCACCAUCACCUCAGUGACCGAUUUCUUCAGUUUUUGGAUUGGCAUCUUCAGUCCGUUUCCGUCGGUUACCAUCUUCUGUAUCUACUCUGGCGCCGCUACGGUGUUCCUCUUCGUCUGGCACUUGACCUUUUUCGCCGGGUGUGUGGCCAUUUCCGGCUACUGCGAACAGAAGAAUCUCCAUUCCAUAGCAUGCGUGAAAGUACAACCUCUAUCUAAAUCCAAACACCGCUGUUGGAUGUAUAGAGUCUUCUGCUCCGGUGGUGUGGACCCGGACGACAUGGACAACCCCAUAGACAACCAGGAGCACGGAAUGAUGGUGUUCUUCCGCGACUACUUCGCCCCGUUCCUCAACAACGGUUUAGUCAAAGUCGUUGUGAUCUUAGUCUUCGGGCUCUACCUCUUAGGUGCUGGUUACGGCGUAACGCAAAUCGAAGAAGGUCUCGAACGGAGAAAAGUGGCCAAAAAUGACUCCUACGCCAUCGAGUUCUUCGACCGAGAAGACGACUACUACCGAGAGUUUCCGUAUCGGAUCCAGGUGGUGAUCGCGGGAGAGUACGAAUACUGGAACCCCGAAAUCCAACGACAAGUAGAAAACUUGACCCAAACCUUCGAAAACACGUCCUAUGUUUCGAACACUCUGUACACGGAGUCGUGGUUGAGGAGUUUCAUCCAGUACGCCGAAAGAAACGAAGACUUUUUAAAUAUCUCGAUUAAAACUAAAGAAGGGUUCAUGCAAGCGCUCAAAGAGUUCUGGCUAGCCCCCACCAGUCCUUUUUCGCUGGACGUGAAGUUCAACGAAGCUGGAGAUUCCAUAGUCGGGAUGAGAUUCCUCAUCCAAGCUGUUAAUAUUUCAGGUACCGAACACGAAAAGGAAAUGGUGAGGGCGUUACGCAAGAUUUGUAAAGAGUCGCCGCUGAAUGUUAGCGUUUUCCACCCAUAUUUUGUUUUCUUUGACCAAUUCGAACUGGUACGACCUCUCUCCAUCCAGAACAUGGUCAUCGGAGCAGGAAUCAUGAUGUUGGUGUCGUUUAUUUUUAUCCCGAAUAUUCUAUGUUCUUUGUGGGUCGCCUUCAGUAUUCUUUCUAUAGAAGCCGGGGUUGUUGGAUACAUGGCUUUGUGGCACGUCAACCUUGACUCUAUCUCUAUGAUCAACUUGAUCAUGUGUAUAGGGUUCAGUGUGGACUUCACCGCUCAUAUCUGUUACGCGUACAUGUCUUCAAGUGCGAAAACUCCAGACGAAAGAGUCAAGGAAUGCCUCUAUGCUCUCGGUUUACCCAUUUUCCAAGGGUCUGUUAGUACCAUUCUAGGAAUGAUCGCGCUACUACUCGCCAACAACUACAUCUUCGCUGUGUUCUUCAAAAUGGUGUUCCUAGUGGUGUUCUGUGGCGCCAUGCACGGGUUGUUCCUUCUCCCGGUACUCCUGUCGCUCUUUGGUCCCGGAUCCUGCUCUUCCAGACGCAACGACGACGAAAUUAAAAUGUCCAACGUCGAGAAAGCUUUACCUCACCCUUAUUGUAUCCCGCACCCCCAAUUCACCCUCAAUGGUAGCAACCUAGGCAACAACCUCAAGUGUCAAAAACUCGACACUCUCGAAAAAUACACCAAGAAACCCCAAUACAAAACCUACGACCUCGACAAAGACCUGGGUUUAGGUACUUCCGAAGAAAAUUCCAGCGAAUCGUCGAGUCACUCCAAUAAAAAACCGCCCGCUGAAGAAGAAAUCAUGGAACGGAGAUACCGAGAAGCUUGGCGGAGGAACUCGGACACCGUGAGCCAGUUUCACACGUCGCAGGUGCUGGAUAUCUACGGGAAUGAGUCGGAACGGGAGUACUACAGACGACUGGAGGAAAAUCGGAGGCGGUUCCAGGAGAACAAUCCCGAGGCGAGGCCGAGGUACAACGACCAGAGGCAGCGCAGGAGAUACUCGCCGCCCGAGCAGCGGUACUACAGGAAUCAGGGGUUGGCGAGGUCGAGUUCGUACCACAAUAUCGUUCAUCCACGAUACGUCCAGGAGCUGAGAUUCCCGUGACGUUAGUUCCAUUUGACUACUUUGUUUAGUGUGAUAAGUUCCGCAUGAACUCUCCGACGAUGUGCUCAAUGCUAGGUUAAGUUGUACAGAUACGAUUUUGUAUAAAUUAUUUUUGCAUUGCUACGAAAAAAAUAAUAAAAGUAUUUAAGAUG